GCUGCCGGCGGCGGCGGGCGCGGAGCACACGGCGGCGGCGGCGCGGGGUCCGCACCAUGGGCGGCGGCUGCUGGCGGCUGCUGGGCGUCGUGUGCCCGCUGCUCCUGCACCUCGCCGCGAGCCAGGAGCCCGUCAGCAUGGCGGGACAGUGCGACACCAUCUACAAGGGCUUCGCCGAGUGCCUCCUCAGCCUGGGGGAGAGCAUGGCCCGGAGCGUCCGGCAGCAGCAGCAGGAGGAGGGCGGCGACGAGGCGCAGGAGCUGGACGCCAUCUGCAAGUCCUGGGAUGACUUCCACACCUGCGCCAGCGAGGCGCUGUCGCGAUGCCCCGUGGAAGCGGCCACCGUCUGGGAGUCGCUGCGCCAGGAGUCCCGCAAGAUCCAGUUCCAGGGGAACCUGCAGGAGCUGUGCAGCGCCCGGGGCCGCCUGGCCAGCGCCCAGAGCUCGCCGGCCUCUGAGACCAACCAGGCCACGCUGCGGGGCUCGGCCACCGCCCUGCACCCCCGUCUGCUGGCCCUGCUGGCCCUGCUGGCCCUGCCGCUGCUGCUGCCCCGGCUCUAGCCCUGCUCGCCCACGGGGUGCCCAGGUGAUGCCGGGUCGGUUCCCCCGGUUGCUGGCCGGUCCCCGCCACGCCCACCUCCCUCCCGGGCAUCCCUCGCGGGGCACGGUCCUCUCCUGCAGCACUUCAGAUGGAUUUAUAUUUAUAUUAAAAGACACUUUUACAUUU
Messenger RNA from Vidua chalybeata, 726 nucleotides. It is a transcript of the gene NRN1L, whose product is annotated as neuritin 1 like. Gene Ontology annotation, cellular component: plasma membrane. The record is from RefSeq and is a predicted model, not a curated record. NCBI's taxonomy places the organism in Eukaryota, Metazoa, Chordata, Aves, Passeriformes, Viduidae. Gene Ontology annotation, biological process: nervous system development; neuron projection extension. The transcript is spliced from 3 exons. Bases 57 to 560 code for a protein of 167 amino acids.